CGCUACGCUCUUACAAACCUUUAUAAGGCGACACUCACCGUACAACAGCACAAAGACGAAAAGGAUACUGGGAUGAUGAUGCGUGUACUUUGCUUGCUGGCUUUUUUGCCGGCCUUCCUCACAAUGGCGUCUCCACCUACUCAACACUUAAGUAAUCUACACGAGGUGAUGACCAGAGACGAGAAGGUGCAUUACUUCGAGGCCGACUCAUCAAACCAUGUUCCGGAAUAUGACGUCAUAAAACUAGACAACCAACGACUACGUCGCGAUCCACCCCGGAACCUCCUGCGGCUGCCCAUAUUUGGUAAAGACAUGGAGUUACAGCUGGAGCCAUCGGAUGGCAUUCACCGUGAGCUCAUGGUAGAGCGACUCAGAAAAGACGGCAUGACAGAAAAGCUGCUACACAAACCCGAGGCUGACUUUUAUCAUGGUCACGUGGUAUCGGAACCAGGCUCCUUGGUGGCGCUACGCCGAGAUAUCAAGACCGGGGAGCUGAGCGGAUCCAUAGUAGUCCAACAGCACUUACACAAGCUGGAACCAGUAACCGCUGACCUGAAAAAACGCGCAGCACUUCAUGGUGACGGACACCACGUGAUAUCACGGCGUAGCCUGCGGCCCUCCUUAAAGCAGAGUCCGGUGCGAGCCCCGCAGACAAUAAAACGAUCGUUACCCACAAAGCCUUUAGGAAGAAAGGUGAUUGAAUACAUGAUAACAAUGGAUCACGUGACGUCAGAGUUCUACAAAGACCGCGCCGUGGACUAUAUCGCUAACCUGGCCAAUAUGGUGAACAGGCUGUACGCCGAUCCGUCGACAGGAAUGAAUCUCACAGCUGUACUGGUCAAAGUGAUCAUCAUACAACGAGAAGAGCCAUUCCUGAACUUCACCAAACAUAACAUCCGUUCUGGUGGCAGCUACUUGAACCGCUUCUCCCUAUGGGCCGAGCAACACAACAGUCCACCCGCGGCACCUGAACACUUUGACAACGCCGUGCUUAUAACCAAGCGCAUAUGCGGUCUCGCCGAUUGCAGUCUUAAUGGUCUGGCGUUCUGUGGCUACUCGUGCGAAAGUCGGUAUUCAGCCAGCGUGAACGACGAUCAAGGACUCCAGACUGCUUUCUCAAUCGCUCACGAGAUGGCCCACAAUUUGGGCGUAGACCAUGAUACGGGUGAUUGUUCUGGGCAUAUUAUGACGUCCGGACAACCAAGUGGCCCGGACGCCUUUACUUGGUCCAAAUGCAGCAGAAAAGAGCUUAAACAGAGUUUUGCUGGGCAUGAAUGCUACGACAACCUGCCGCCUAAGCUAAUUAAAAUCCCGUCACGCCCUCCCGGCUUCAAUAUCGACGCAGAUGAGCAGUGCACCAUGAUGUACGGUAGAGGGUACAAACGGUGCCCCAUCACCCAGCACCAGUGUGACCAGAUGUUUUGUUACCGUGGGAACUCUUGCGUGGCCCGGGGCAGCCCGCCUGUCGAUGGCACCGCGUGCGGCUGGAGAAAGUGGUGCAUGAAAGGCCGAUGUGUAGAGGUCGGUGCCAGUCUUCCACCGCCAGUGGACGGACAGUGGAGUGACUGGGGCGAGUACAGUGCGUGUACAGUCACGUGCGGUUUUGGAGUUCAGCAUCGUGUGCGCACGUGCACCAACCCAUCUCCCCAGUUUGGAGGAAAAGAUUGUGUCGGAACUCACAAGGGUGAAUGGAGAAUAUGCAAGAAGCAAACUUGUCCAAACGGGGCGGACUGGCGCAACGAACAGUGCACAACACAGGGUUACCCGUCACAAUACUACAUGAGUCACGCGCCUUGCACAUUGUACUGCCGGCGAGGGAACGUGGCGGAAAUCCUGGGUCCGGUCGCAGAUGGCACCCCAUGUUAUCGCGCCCCUGAAAGGCGGGAUGUGUGCAUCGAAGGGAAAUGCCGGAUCGUGGGCUGUGACUAUUCGCUUGACUCUGGAAUGGAUGUGGAUCGCUGCGGCAAGUGUGCGGGAGACGGAAGCGAAUGUGUCAAAGUUACCAAAAUGUACACAGACCAGAGCCAUACAAUCAAAGGUAUUGACGCGGCAGUUGUGAUGUUCAAGAUUCCUAUCAACGCUACGAGCAUAACGGUGCAAGAGAUGUCAGCUACAAAUAACUUUAUGACCUUAAAGCUGGAUCCACCCGAGAAGAACAGCCUCUUGAUCCCAGUCCCCAGUUAUAGCCGAACUGUCUACGCGGCCGGCACCUUUAUCAAGUAUGAGUUAGAGUACAAAAAGUGGUGGAUCUCGGCAGAGAAGAUGUUUAUUCAAGGCCCUACUAACGCAGUCCUGGACGUUAUGUAUAUCUUCUUGGGUUUCUACACGAACCCGGGGUUUAAGCUGACUUACCAUCUAACUGGACACGACAGUGACAGGAGAUUUGUUUGGAAAGUCGAGCAAGGGACCGAUUGUACUGAACCUUGCGCUGGAGGCGAAAGGAGGAACCACGUGACGUGUCGACGAGUGCAGGACGGCACUAUCGCUGGACCCCGCUUUUGUGACCAGGCGACCAAGCCUGCGGUCAUGGAACCGUGCAACACCCAGCCAUGUCAGCCUAAAUGGGUCGUCAGUCACUAUAGCGAAUGCUCUAAAAGCUGCGCAGGGGGUGUUCAGACACGUGCCUUAGAAUGCAUGCAAAAAGUCACACAAUCGUCGAAUGAAAGGCUCGAUGACUCCGCCUGCACCAACGCAACCAAACCGGCUGUCAUCCGGGAAUGCAACACCUUCGACUGCCCUCCGGAGUGGGCAACAGGCCUCUGGUCAGAGUGCACUAAGAAGUGUGGCGGUGGGAGCCAAGUACGCGUGACGUCAUGUCGAAGAACCCUUGUGAAUGGUAGCGUAGUUGAGGUGCCGACCGAGCUGUGUGUCCAGGAGACUGGCACGACUCCUAGCCUCACGCAGACGUGCAACAACUUUGCGUGCUUUCAGUGGAAAACCGAGUACUCCUGUGCAAACUGCUCAGAUUACUACCACAAAGGUUGCUAUGAAGACAAAUUUAGCCGAGCGCUGCCGAAGCUUCUGAGCUCCUCAUUGCCUGCGAGGGCUGUGGAAGCGUGCUACCAGCUUGCCAAAGCACAGGGAUACAGAGUCUUUGGCGUACAGUACGGCAAGGAAUGCUGGGCCGCUGUAGCUAUGGAAACAUACGACAGUUACGGCAAGAGUGACAGGUGUCAGCAUGGUGUCGGGGGAAAUUGGGCCAAUGAUGUCUAUUUUAUAGUUCUAAAGAAAGCCUACCGUCCCAUUGGAUGCUUCAGUGACAGACACGACCCGUCUGAUGAACGAUCGCUGCCCAAGCUGAUUGGCAACCAUCGGAAUAACAUCGAUUGGAAGAACAUGCGUAAAACAGUACAGCAAUGUUCUGAGGAUGCUUGGGUUGACGGGAUGCCUCUGUUUGGCAUUCAGUACUAUGGCGAGUGCUGGUCUGGAAAACUGGGGCACAAGAAAUACAACAUAUACGGACCCAGUCUCCACGGCUGCUGGAGUGGAGUGGGCGGGAGCAAUGCCAACUUUGUUUACGUUUUUACUAGUAAGGUAUCUGAGCCAACCGUAAGAUGCAUCUCCAUGGAAACCAACACAGCAGUAGAUGACGAAAAAUGCGACAAGUCCAAGAAGCCACCUUGCGACCUGAGACUUUGCCAAGACGUGUGUAACCUGUAGCAACGCUAUGACGCAUGUCAGCUUCAGGGACAUCACGUGAUAGAUAAUGGGCACCAGGAAAAGAAACUAUUUUGGCCUUAGUGUAAUAGAUAUAAUUGUAAAAAGUGAAAGUGAUCAAAACAAUAAAGAAAAUAUUGUGUAUCAUA
Molecule: messenger RNA, 3806 nt
Organism: Nematostella vectensis (starlet sea anemone)
Lineage: Eukaryota; Metazoa; Cnidaria; Anthozoa; Actiniaria; Edwardsiidae
Product: A disintegrin and metalloproteinase with thrombospondin motifs 7
Exons: 27
Coding region: 73-3660 (1195 amino acids)
Biological process (GO): proteolysis; extracellular matrix organization
Cellular component (GO): extracellular matrix
Molecular function (GO): metalloendopeptidase activity
Source: RefSeq, a predicted model, not a curated record